This is a messenger RNA of Candidozyma haemuli, 2262 nucleotides long. RefSeq names its product Psp1p (gene PSP1). Bases 1 to 2262 code for a protein of 753 amino acids. The transcript has a single exon. Lineage: Eukaryota; Fungi; Ascomycota; Pichiomycetes; Serinales; Metschnikowiaceae. The record is from RefSeq and is a predicted model, not a curated record. Gene Ontology annotation, cellular component: cytoplasm.
AUGAGUCUUAGGUUUCCGGACUUUCUCGGGCCUCUGAACCUCCAGCAGCCCAACGCUUCAGGCGAGGCUGACCUGCCUUCAAAACAGCAAAACCGUGCCCAACAGCACCAGCCCCAAAAUGACCAAGAUCCAGAGCAAUUUCCUUCAAAACCUGCCACCGCUCCCCCUGUCCCCGAUGCAGCUCUCGACUCGAAUCUAGACUUUGACCUGCUUUUGAAAUCCAAGUUAUCGGCUUUAGGGAGCCACCAUGACGUUCCCCAGCGAGACGACCUGCCUCAGGCCUCGUAUGGCAACUCCUUUUCACCCUUGACCGGUGCCCACAACGGCUUUGGCAUGGAUAGCAGUCCUGCUUUUAGCGGACUUGCUGAGUUUGGACCUUUCCACAACCAAACAAACACUUUUCAUUUGCCUUUAGAGUUACAAGGCGGUAUUGGGAAUAUCUCUUCUAGAAGACCUAGUUAUGCCGCUGAACUGUUCACCAGAUCACAGCAACCGCUGCUGUCUCUGCCCGCCCAGCAAUUUGCUGGUCCCGCCACUUCCACCUUCCAUCCAUCGACAACGUCUUCGAACAAGAACUCCUUGGCGUCUUUUGCAGCGGCGAACAACUUCUCGAUGAAUGCUCCACAGCUGCAACGUAGAGACCUGGCCCUGAACCAACAGUAUCAGGGCAACAUGGGUCAGGAUGCGCUUGCUGACUCGCUCCUGAACUUUUCCCUCAAUACGAACUUGUCGGAUUUCCAGGCCAGACGACCUUCUCAAUUGGCCGACUACCAGGCCGUGCCUCAGCAACAGUAUUACCCAUCCUUCCAUUCGCUGCAACUGCAGUUCUACUCGUCUGGUCCCGCUUCGUUUUCUUCCUUCCACUCUGGCUCAUUCCAGCCGGCUGGCUCGUCUGGUAUGCCAAUGGGUGGAGUCCCGUCAACAGCUCCUCAGGGUCAUAAUACCUACCCAGCCGCUCCUGGAGCGCUGGCUAGUGGCUCCGGUGUUGACAUGUCGGCAUUUGCUCAACCACUUCCCGGCCAAACCAUGAAAUUGGACAAUGGCCUUUUGUUGAAGGAUCAGUACAUAAUGGCUUCUCCAGAGCUCAAGCAGCAAUUUCUCUCGGCCAUACGAUACUUCCAGGACGUUGAUCUCAGCAACAAUAUCUUAAGCAAGUUGCAUGAGUUGUUAGCCAAUCCUGUGGUACAAAAGUUGAUUACGUUUGUCAAGAACUUGAACAAUCUCACCUUUAACCACAAGAUGUUAUGCCUUGUCGUUAACAAGAACGGAAAAUUGGACUUGUUGUCGUACCCUAGCAGCUCGAACAUUUUCCUUCAACGAGACAAUUUGGUUAUCGUUGACGGUGACAGAGGGAAAGACUUGGUGAUGAUUUUAGAGCCAUUGGUAAACUUAGAUUUUGCCAUCCUAUUCAACUUCCUCAAGAAGAUCGAACAUCUCAAGUCUUUGACCAUCAAUGACGCCAACGGUGGUACGUCCGUCAAGGGUAAUCACAGUGGAGGCACACAUUCUACGGCAAUGAACGCAUCCACAAUCAUCAAUAAGCAUUCCAACGAAGACAAUGAAUUUAUUAUUACCUUACCCACCAAGCAAGUGUUACGUUUCGCUACACCCAAGGAGAUACAGAAAUUAAGCGGGAAGUUCUUGGAAGAGAAAAAGGCGUUCAUCACUUGCUUUAAUAAAAUAAAAGAGUUGGGACUCAACAACGACUUGACGCUCAUAAAUGUCGAGUAUCAAUGCGAUUUCAAGAAGUUGAUCUUCUAUUACUAUGCUGGUUUCAAACGGAUUGAUUUCAGAGGACUAAUCAAAGAGUUGUUCAAGAUUUACAAGACACGUAUCUGGUUAUGUGCUGUUUUGCCUUACGACAGACGGGAGCUAUACACCAGUUUGUCCAAGGAUGAUGCUAGCGAGAAGUCGACGCUAGGCAGCAUUCCUAAGGAGUACGAGUUGUCAAAUGAGCAAAUCUUGAACUUUUCCGUCAAAGAGUUUGGUAAAUUGCCGAAGCCUACGUACUUCCAUCUGCGCAAUAUGUACAAUUUGGUACUUAACCUUGAAAACGACCUUCAAGGCAAGUUUUAUGGGUUUACACAGAUGAACGACGUCAGUGAUGCAGAGACUGGUGCAGCUAUGCCAGUGCCAGUGGGUAGAAACGAGGAAGCUCCCAACGCCAGCCCUGGCAACAAGAACGCCAAAUCGUUUCGCAAAAACUCAAGCUACCAAAUUCCUCCAAACUUCGAUCCGUUUGGCGGACAGAAAAAUGUAUAA